Messenger RNA from Osmerus eperlanus (European smelt), 2063 nucleotides. RefSeq names its product potassium channel tetramerization domain containing 13 (gene kctd13). The record is from RefSeq and is a predicted model, not a curated record. Gene Ontology annotation, cellular component: Cul3-RING ubiquitin ligase complex. NCBI's taxonomy places the organism in Eukaryota, Metazoa, Chordata, Actinopteri, Osmeriformes, Osmeridae. Gene Ontology annotation, biological process: protein homooligomerization; protein ubiquitination; negative regulation of Rho protein signal transduction. The coding region runs from base 200 to 1228 and encodes 342 amino acids. Gene Ontology annotation, molecular function: ubiquitin-protein transferase activity; protein binding. The transcript is spliced from 7 exons.
CUGGAUGCAGUAAAACAAGAAGUAGACAUUCAGUUACAUGCACAGUCAACAACGACAGCUUGCAGUUUGCUUUGUACUGUGUAUUAUAGCUAGUUAGUUAACCUAAGCUUCUCAACAUUUACAUUCAAACGUAGCCACUGCAGGACACUUGCAGCGACUUUGCUGGCCUGGUUUGGAAUCUGUAGCUUCAUGAGCUGCUAUGUCUGCUGAGGCUUCAGCUCAGAGGAUGGCAACUUCCCCAGUCCCUGUUCCUCUGUCUGCCAGCCAGGGCUCUGCCAGCCAGGGCUCUGAGGAGAAGGAGAGUGGUGGAGCACUGGCAAGGAGCAAGUAUAUCAAGUUGAACGUGGGGGGCUCCCUGCAUUAUACCACAGUACAAACCCUGAGCAAAGAGGAAAGCUUGCUGAGGAGCAUGUGUGAUGGAGGAACCGACGUCGCUAUAGACUCAGAAGGCUGGAUAGUGUUGGAUAGGUGUGGGCGCCAUUUUGGAUUGGUCUUGAACUUCUUACGGGAUGGCUCAGUGCCUCUCCCUGAAGCCCACAGAGAGCUGGAGGAAGUUUUGAAAGAGGCUCAGUACUACAGGGUCCAGGGGCUGGUCCAACACUGCCUCGCUACCAUGCAGAUGCGAAAUGACAUCUAUGAGGGGGUGUGCCGCAUUCCUAUGAUCACCUCAGCCACAGAAGAACAAAGGAUGAUUGCCACCUGUAGGAAGCCUGUAGUUAAGCUUCAAAACAACAGAGGAAACAACAAGUACUCGUAUACCAGUAACUCUGAUGACAACCUACUCAAGAACAUUGAGCUGUUUGAUAAGCUGGGUCUACGCUUCAACGGCCGUGUUCUGUUUGUCAAAGAUGUGCUUGGUGAUGAGAUCUGUUGUUGGUCCUUUUAUGGCGAAGGCCGCAAGAUUGCUGAGGUCUGCUGUACCUCCAUUGUCUAUGCAACUGAGAAGAAACAGACCAAAGUGGAGUUUCCAGAAGCACGUAUUUUUGAAGAAACUCUCAAUAUUCUUAUCUAUGAGAAUGGACGCUCUGGUCCCGGUGGAGUGGGUCUUUUGGAGUCUGGUGGCUCGGGUUCCUCUCCCAGGGCUGGUCAGCUGGAGGAAGAGGGGGCAGGAGGGGACAGGGGGGCCGGCAUGGCAGGAGGGGACAGAAGGGUGAGACGGAUCCACGUGAGGAGGCACAUUAUGCAUGAUGAGAGGGGCCAUGGUCAACAGACUGUCUACAAGGACUGAAAGAGAAGUCUUUAUUCCUGGGGAAAUGGAGAGGGAUAUUAAAAGAUGAAGAUGCACUACUAGGAGGUAACAUUGGGAAUCACUGCACAUAUGAUAAAUAGAAUCCUUUAUAGACUGGAAAACACCUAACUUGAAGUUCUCUUGAUUUCAAACUUUGGAGAGGAACCUUUGAUGUUGGCACAAUGCGCUAAUAAUGAUGCCCAAGUACCGUCAACUGGUUUGAUAUUCCCUGCUUAUUGAAUGAAUGAUAUGUCAUACCAAAAUAACAUGUACUCACAUCAUUUCAACAGUUAUUGUUAGUGUCAUGAACACAAAAUAGAGGAGUUCAGUCAUAAUUUGGUACUUAAACAUUGCACAAGUAGUAAUUGGGGAGUCUUGGGGAUUUCUGGGGAAGGAUAUGUAAAUAGAAACUACACCCACUAUUUGCUUUCAUAUUUUUUUUUAUUACAUUUGUCAUCAUUAAGUUAUAAAAAAUAUGGUUAAUUUAUUAUAUUUAUUAUUUUAUUAUUGUGAAUGUAUUAUGUAAGAUCAUCUUGUAGGGAUUUUGUAGUAGAAGGUUUAGGCAGCUGAUUUACAGUUGAAUGACAAUUUAACUGUAAACAUGUAAUUUCUGAAAUAUAAUGGAUUUUUGUUCAUUUGCAUUUCAAAUUCCAGUUCUGAAACUGAAAGUACCAUACCAAUGCCAUAUAAUGGGGAGUUUUAUUUUUUUGUUUUUACAGAUGUGCAAGCCAUAAUUUCUCAACAUUAUGUAAUUUGUUUGUCCAAUGUUAAACUUAGUCUUGUUAAAUGUCAUUGUCAUCAUUCAUUUGUCAUUGUAUAUAGUUUUAUAUUUGGA